AUGCUGUUGGUCGAAUGCGAGCCGCCGCUUGAUCUUAGCACCUUUCAAAGAUUGCUUGACUCUGCCGCAGUAUCGCUCUCAUCAAUCACCGUCCUUUCAAUGCCAUUGCUAUCAACUGCUGUCUCGCCCCCUGACCUUCUAACUGUGGACUUCUCUGCCGCUAUCAACUUGGAGACAUUGACCCUGUGGCUUGACCGUCGUCCUCUUGGACAGGCAGACAUGUGGCUUGCUCACGCUCCGCCAUCAAAACUUCGUGAAGUGAAGAUUAUUUACUUCAGAGAUAAAGCUGAAGACGAGUUAAUCGACAUGCUAUCUGACGACGAUCACACCGUUGCCUGUGCACAGGUUGACCAACUUCUAUCUUCUCGACUUCAAUAUAAGGUUUUGAACAAAGUAUCAUUUGAGCUGGUUAUAGGACUGAACGCAGGACAUAUCGAGAAAAUCCCCUCCGAGCACAUUUGGCGAGAGUUUUUCUCGUCCAGACUGCUGAAAAUACGAGAGCGUGGAAUUCUCCAGACUCCAGUUAUUAUAGGUAGCGCUAUUCACAUGCUGUUUCCUGACCUCACUACAAUGGUUCAUGACGAUGAUUCAUCGUAG
This is a messenger RNA of Fibroporia radiculosa, 597 nucleotides long. RefSeq lists its product as uncharacterized. The coding region runs from base 1 to 597 and encodes 198 amino acids. The transcript is spliced from 4 exons. NCBI's taxonomy places the organism in Eukaryota, Fungi, Basidiomycota, Agaricomycetes, Polyporales, Fibroporiaceae. The record is from RefSeq and is a predicted model, not a curated record.